UACACUCAAAUCUCUUCAAUUCUUCACUACACUAUUAGCUCAGCUUAACCUCUUUUCUUGUCUUUCAUUCCAAGUUUUCCACCGAAAUCUUCUUAAUCUUUGAUUUUUCUUUUUUCUACUGUGAUCUAAUCAUGGCAUUUUAGAUAAUUAGUAUAGAAUCUGGAGGGAUAUAAAAUAUGCACAUGCAGUUUGCAGUUGCAGUUACACUUCAGAUCCGAGGAAUACUGAGACAGAUACCUUCUUUUUAAGAAAGACUGAGGUUGUUGUAUCAUAUUCACUAGAUGUUAUAGAAUAAUUAUCAGACUGCUUUAGCUAGCUAGAGAUGGCCAAGAAAGGACCUUCUGAAUGCUCAGUAAUGUUGUUCAUGUUCUUGUUGUUUUUCUUGAAUUUUCACAUGCUACAUGCAGAGGACGAACUUGAGCUUCUUUUAUCCUUCAAAUCUUCCGUAAAUGAUCCAUUUCAAUAUCUUUUCAAUUGGAAUUCUUCAGCCACUGUUUGCAAGUGGCAAGGUAUCACUUGCAAUAACUCUUCUCGCAUCAAGUCCAUUGAUCUUCCUGGAAAAAACAUCUCUGGCAAACUUUCUUUGUCAAUCUUUCAGUUGCCAUAUGUCGAAAUUAUCAAUCUUUCAAGCAAUCAGCUUUCUUUUCAAAUUCCUGAUGCCAUUUUCUAUUCUUCUUCCUCCAUUUUGCAUCUCAAUCUUAGUAACAAUAAUUUCACUGGUCCAAUACCAGGGGGUUCAAUUUCCUGCUUGGAAACAUUAGAUCUAUCUAACAAUAUGCUUUCAGGGAAAAUUCCGCUAGAAAUUGGAUCCUUUUCGAGCUUAAAGUUUCUUGAUCUUGGCGGGAAUGUUUUGAUGGGUAAAAUUCCAAUCUCCCUAACCAAUAUCACAAGUUUGCAAUUCUUGACUCUGGCUUCAAAUCAAUUAGUUGGCCAGAUUCCUAGAGAAUUAGGCCAAAUGAGGAGCUUGAAGUGGAUUUACUUAGGCUACAACAAUCUUUCAGGCGAAAUUCCAAAUGAAAUAGGACGGUUAACUUCCUUGAAUCAUCUUGAUCUUGUCUACAACAAUCUCACUGGAUCAAUCCCAGUUUCUUUUGGCAAUCUCACUAAUCUUCAGUACCUCUUUCUUUACCAGAACAAGCUUACGGAUCCCAUUCCAAAUUCUGUUUUUAAUCUCAGGAAGUUGAUCUCGCUUGAUCUGAGUGAUAAUUUUCUCUCUGGCGAAAUCCCAGAACUAGUAUUACAGUUACAAAACUUGGAGAUUCUCCAUCUUUUCUCCAACAAGUUUACUGGAAAGAUUCCAGGGGCGUUGUGUUCCUUGCCUCGUCUUCAGGUACUUCAGCUUUGGUCUAACAAUUUCACUGGUGAGAUUCCGAGAGAUCUUGGAAAGCAAAACAACUUCACUGUGCUAGACCUUUCCACCAAUUCUCUCACUGGGGAAAUUCCUGAAGGCCUGUGCAGCUCAGGCAAUCUGUUUAAGCUCAUUCUUUUUUCAAAUUCACUUGAAGGUGAAAUACCAAAGGACUUGGGUGCUUGCAGAAGCUUGAAGCGAGUACGUCUCCAAGAAAAUAACUUAUCUGGUGAACUACCUCAAGACUUCACCAAACUCCCACUUGUAUAUUUCUUGGAUAUUUCAAGCAACAAUUUCUCGGGCAGGCUAGAGUCGAGAAAAUGGGAGAUGACUUCACUUCAAAUGCUGAAUUUGGCAAGAAACAAAUUCUCCGGAGGCUUGCCUGAUUCAUUUGGAAGUGACCAGAUUGAAAACUUGGACUUGUCUCAAAACAGAUUUUCAGGCACUAUUCCUCGCACCUUGAGGAAAUUAUCGGAGCUAAUGCAACUAAAACUCAGUGGAAACAAGCUCUCUGGUGAAAUACCAGAUGAGUUAUCUUCAUGCAAGAAGCUUGUAAGUCUAGACCUUAGUGACAAUCAGCUCAAUGGUCAAAUCCCUGAUAGUUUUUCAGAAAUGCCAGUUCUUAGUCAGCUUGAUUUAUCUCAGAAUCAAUUAUCUGGUGACAUACCAACAAAUUUAGGAGGAGUUGAAUCGCUUGUUCAAGUGAAUAUAUCUCACAAUCAUUUUCAUGGUAGCUUACCAUCUACAGGAGCUUUUCUUGCCAUAAAUGCAAGUGCAGUUGCUGGUAAUGAAUUACUUUGCGGUGGUGAUACUUCAAGUGGCUUGCCUCCAUGCAGAAGAGUCAUCAAGAAUCCUACUAGGUGGUUCUAUAUUGCUUGUAUUCUUGGUGCUUUUCUUGUUCUUUCUCUUGUUGCUUUUGGAUUUGUUUUCAUACGAGGACGAAAGAAUCUAGAGCUUAAAAGAGUGGAAAAUGAAGAUGGGAUAUGGGAAUUGCAAUUCUUCCAGUCCAAGGUAUCAAAAUCAGUAACAAUGGAGGAUAUUUUAUCGUCCAAGAGAGAAGAAAACAUCAUUUCUAGAGGCAAGAAAGGGCUUUCAUACAAGGGAAAGUCCAUCAUAAAUGGCGUGCACUUCAUGGUGAAGGAAAUAAAUGAUGUAAAUUCAAUUUCAUCAAACUUUUGGCCUGACACAGCUGAUUAUGGUAAGCUUCAGCAUCCAAACAUCGUAAAAUUAAUCGGAAUGUGUCGGUCGGAGCAGGGAGCAUAUUUAGUUUAUGAGUACAUAGAAGGCAAAAAUUUGAGCGAGAUUCUUCGCAACUUGAGUUGGGAAAGGCGGCGAAAAAUCGCCACUGGGAUAGCGAAAGCUCUCCGGUUCUUGCAUUGUCAUUGUUCGCCGAAUGUUUUGGUUGGGUACAUGUCGCCGGAGAAAAUUAUCAUUGACGGACAAGAUGAGCCUCACCUGAGAUUGAGCCUUCCCGAACCAUUUUGCACUGAUGUAAAGUGCUUCAUUUCAUCGGCCUACGUUGCCCCAGAAACUAGAGACUCAAAAGACAUCACUGAAAAGAGUGACAUGUAUGGAUUCGGUCUCAUUCUCAUCCAGCUAUUAACCGGAAAAAGCCCCGCCGAUCCUGAAUUCGGAGUCCAUGAAAGCAUCGUGGAGUGGGCCCGAUAUUGCUAUUCAGACUGUCAUCUAGACAUGUGGGUCGAUCCAGCGAUUAAAGGACACGUGUUAGUUAAUCAGAAUGAAAUAGUGGAAGCCAUGAAUCUAGCUCUUCAUUGCACAGCCACGGACCCUACAGCUCGGCCAUGUGCAAGUGAUGCAUUCAAAACCCUAGAGUCGGCUUUGAGGACAACGAGCUCUUGUGUCACAAAGCUAAAGUUUUCUUCACCGUUUUAGUGUUUGAUGAUUUUGUCUCUUUUUUCUUUCUUUUCUUUUUCAAUUUUUUGGGUAUCCUUCUUUUGUUAAUUGGAUUUUCUAGUAUAAGAUGUUAAAAAGAAAACGAUUGUUACUCAAAUGUUUUGUUUGACAAUGGUAUGUUUGACAUAAUACUGAGUGUAAAAAUGUAGAUACUAAAUUCGCAUUAUAUCAUAUGAGAUUAUAACUUAUUUCUGUAAA
Messenger RNA from Ricinus communis (castor bean), 3460 nucleotides. Its product is annotated as leucine-rich repeat receptor-like serine/threonine-protein kinase SKM1. NCBI's taxonomy places the organism in Eukaryota, Viridiplantae, Streptophyta, Magnoliopsida, Malpighiales, Euphorbiaceae. Gene Ontology annotation, cellular component: plasma membrane. The record is from RefSeq and is a predicted model, not a curated record. The coding region runs from base 323 to 3241 and encodes 972 amino acids. The transcript is spliced from 4 exons. Gene Ontology annotation, molecular function: protein kinase activity; protein binding; ATP binding. Gene Ontology annotation, biological process: protein phosphorylation.